CCAAAUACUCUUAAGUCUGUUGUUUGGCAGUAUUUUGGGAGUUUCCAGUAGAAAAGAUAAAUGGCAGAGUAACAAGAAACGAGCAAUUGAGUUGUUCAGUUGCUGGAGGAGACAAAGAGUUGCUGGACGUCACAAUCACAGCAAACAAGCUACCAAUAGCAACUGGGAAAAGUACUGCAGAACAUGCACAGUUUAAGCACUAACCUAAAGCCUAAAGAGAUUAAAUGAAAUCAGAAAAAGACGUCGUUUGUUGAGUUUGUGGCAAAAAUCAAUGAAGAGGCAGAACAAAGGCCUUUUUGCAGCAUAAAUUUGAUCUUUGAAGUUUCUCUUAAAGUAAUAUUAAAAUCUGAUCCCGUCUCGUUCUCGUGAACUCAAUGUCGUGUCUCGUCUUGAGGGUUUUAUGUGUCGUUUCAAUCCUCUCCCAGGUUUUGCUUAUAAGCAUCCAGGGAGGGGAAGCAAUCCCAAGAGCAAUAUGAUCUUUUAAGAGUCCUUUGAAUAUAGAUCUAGGCUUAAUUAGUCAUGCAGCAAAAGAAAAAAAAAUGAUGCAAACACCAACUAAAACACAGCCAAGCAAAUAUUCGUCAUAAGGAAAUGGUUAUCCAAGCUAUGUUAGGUUAGGUGACUACUUAAUCUUGUUCAGGUUACGUAAAAGCCGUGUUUUGACAAGCCCAUAAUAGCAAACCACUAGCCAGGGCCCGUCGCAUAUACAAUUAUAUGUCACUUCGAUAAGCCAGCCACAUGGUCAACUAGUUAGCCCAGCAGCUAAUCGUUGUAAGAAAACAUCUAGCUGAAGUCUCGGUGGGCUUCCGCUUCUCACGGCUUCACCUCAUGGCGACAACAAGGCUAAGUUUACCAGCUAACGAGCUAACACAGCUUCAAAAAGCUACCAGGAGAAAGCAGCAUUACCGGGUGUUCGUGCUGCUGUUUAUUUUCGUGAAAAGGCAAAUCAUGCGGUUUGCGAUGAGAUCCCGCCGUGGACCGCACGCACCUAUUGGCCACAAUGCACCGAAGGGUUUGAGGGAAAACAUCGACUCCAAGCUUUCUAAGGUCCAGGAGAUCUGCUUCGAACCUCGGCUCCUAUCAGAGGGGGAUGACCGACUCAGGAGGGGAUCGCAGAUGAGUUGCUACAACUAUAUGUACCGAAUGAAAGCCCUAGAUGCUAUUCGCGACUCAGGGAUUCCUGUUCAGGAGAUAAGUGGCACUCCAAGCGCAUUUACUGGCCGCAGCUUCAGGAACUGGCUGGUGGAGUUACGCAAUUCCCACUCUUUGAUCAAGAGCAGCCGCAGCGCGCUCAUCGAUCGUUUGCUUGAAGGCUAUGACAGCGCUCGCCACGGAACUGGGGUGUUUGGCGAGGCAGAGUUUCUGGAGUACCGACAAGCUCUCGAUGAACUGGUUGACGUAGUGAAGGCCUACUCUAGCAGCACCAGUUUGGACCAGCAGCACCAGUCUGCAGCCAAAGACCUAACGGGCUCCCCAGUUCGCGGCACUCCCUCCACCAUCCAGGUCACCUACCUGCCCUCCACGGGUCAGCGCAGCAAGAGGCCCAAACACUUUCUGGAGCUCAAAAGCUUCAAAGAUAACUACAACACACUGGAGAGCACGCUGUGAAACUAAGACACUCAAAAGGAAAACCUGUGAUUGCGCGUUUCUAGGUUGCAUUUUAAAGUUCUCAACGAAAACUGGGACUAUACCAGGUAUCGCCUUUAUGUGCACACACUUCAGAAAUGUUUGCAAACUUUGGACCUAAUGGGUAUUUAGGCCCAACCGGCUAUAGAUUUCAUUUUAAAUUAUUUGACAUUUCUUUUCAAAAGCCCAAAUGUGAACUUAAAUAUUAGUUUUUUUUAAAAAUGUGUUUGUACAGAUGUGAAAUAUUUAAUUUAUAACUUAUUGAUGCUGCUUGGUUUGUAUUUAUCUGAGAUGUGUUUCUAUGUGAUUUAAAGAUGGAAAGGAAUAAAAGCAACCAUACAGCUAA
This is a messenger RNA of Xiphophorus maculatus (southern platyfish), 1972 nucleotides long. It is a transcript of the gene c13h1orf43, whose product is annotated as chromosome 13 C1orf43 homolog. The transcript is spliced from 7 exons. Gene Ontology annotation, biological process: phagocytosis. NCBI's taxonomy places the organism in Eukaryota, Metazoa, Chordata, Actinopteri, Cyprinodontiformes, Poeciliidae. The record is from RefSeq and is a predicted model, not a curated record. Bases 829 to 1608 code for a protein of 259 amino acids.